Prorocentrum cordatum is the source of this 1089-nucleotide messenger RNA. NCBI's taxonomy places the organism in Eukaryota, Dinophyceae, Prorocentrales, Prorocentraceae. The record is from the annotation of a GenBank genome assembly.
AGGAGGUGACGGAUGCGCACAUAUGGUCGGACCCCCACUGCGCGCGCCUCGACGUGGUGCACCCGGGUUGGCGCCAACAUUGCGCACAACCAGGAGCAGCUGGCCCGACAGCCGCGGCACUGCCAGCGGCAGCCCCAGCACUGGCACUCCCGGCGCCAGCACCAGGAGGGCAGCCCUGGGCGGCAGCGGCGGGGGCGGUGCCGCCGCCGCCGCCCCCGCCGCCGCCACCGCCACCGCCGGCGGGCGCACCGGGGCCAGCGCCAGCACGAGGACAAGCAGCACCGCCCCCACCGCCGCCAGGCGAAGCGCCGCGGGGAGCGGCCGCGCCACCGCCGCCACCGCGCCCCGGCGGCGGGCAAGGACUCGUUUCGCCAGGACCCGAGCUCCUCUGUGCCGCUUGGAACCGGCACAACGGCACCAUACAGAUGCAGCCGCAGCCGGUCGACACCAAGCAAACGCUGGUUGCCCGGCGGCACGAGGAGGAACGCCUCCCGGCCGCCGCCGGCUCCGUGGCCGCUGGCGGAGGCGCGCUGCCGCCCUUGGUGAAGAGGUGCCCGUGCACAGACGUCCGCCUGCAGGCCGCUACGCCUGCGCAGCAGCUGCAACAACAGCACUCGCCACUGCAGCCGCAGCAGCAGCCGCAGUUGUGGGACCAACGCGGCCAGCCGCAGCAGCAGCAGAAACUGCAGCAGCAGCCGCAGCAGCAGCAGCCGCAGCCGCAGCCGCAGCCGCAGCAGCAACGUGGCCGCCCCCCGCUGCCACAAACGCAGCCGCCGCCAACACAGCAGCCGCAGCAGCAGCAGCAGCACCAUCACCAUCACCAGCAGCACCGCGAACACAGCAGCCCACAUCACCACCAGCAACAACCCCAACCGCAGCAGCCGCAGCAGCACCACCACCACCACCAGCCCCAACCGCAGCAGCAGCAGCAGCAGCAGCAGCAGCAGCAGCAGCAGCAGCUGCUGCAAUUUCCGCGGUGGAAGCGGUGUUGGCACGAGGACGAGUCGGACGGCCGCGUGCGCUUCUGGUUGGGCAAGGAACAGUCGCCUGGAGAGGUCGUCGACCAUUUCUACGAAGACGAUGCUGGGA